GCAUACGGAUCUUCAUCGAUUUAUUCCCACUCCCAGUAGCAAACGGACCGUACUCGAAUCAAGACGUGCUCAUCGGGCUAGAAAAGACGUAUCCUACAUCGUACGCUCCAUAAACCGAAUCGAAUCGAAUACGAUCGGAACCGAGACUUUGACUCACCCAUACACUCACUCGCGGUGUUCGAAAACAAAUAACACAUCUAAGAUUGUCGUGUCAGAGGUCUGAAGAGAGUGAACGGGAACGGGAAUCGGCAAGAUAUAUAUACAUAUAUAGAAGAGGAGGGAGUGCACCAGGCGGAGUGCAGGAGGAGGAGGAGGAGCAGCUCCAGCUCCAAUCUCCAAAUUUCAAUCCCACCCCCCCUUAACCGAUUCGAAUCGGACCGGAAUUUCAAUUCCGAUACCGAGAUCCGGAGAUCGGGAGUGUUUUAAACGAGAGUCCCGAGUGCGUGCAAAAUAAAUCUACUCCUAGUGCCAGUUGAUAGUGCCGCAUUGAAAUCUGAUGCCAUCGAGAGUUCAGAGAAUCCAAAAAACCGAAAACCAAAUCCCGCCUUUGGAAAACCGAUCUGCGAUCUGGAAACCCCCGGCCCGCAUACAUAUGUGAGCCAGUGGGUAUUUUCCCGAUCGUUUUCCGAUUGUUUUUCCGAGCUGCCUGCUCGCCACCUCGCAGUUGAAAAUCCACCGCCUCAGCGCAUGCAACGCGUCCUUUUGAAUCGUGAAUUGUGAACAGAUCCAACUAUAUAGAGACUAUUCUCGAAAACUGAACCAAAACCAAAGAAUUGUGAACUAGAUAAGUGAUCUUGAGUGAUCGGCUAGUGAUCGGCCGCCAAAAUGACUUCCAUAAUGUACACCGUUUUCCACCUGGCAUCGCUCCAGUGCUCGGUGCGACCAGAGAUCUCGCCCUGCACCUGCGAAACGGGCAAGGCCUGGAACCACGUGGAGCUCUCCUGCGAGAAGCUCGAAUCCUUCAAUGCCGUUGUCGACACCCUGGCCAAUAAGUUUAAUCCCGACACCAAGAUCGAUCUGAAAAUCACGCACUCGCAACUGGACGACCUGGAAAUGAGAUCGUUUACGGAUAUGAACUUCAAUCUGUACAAGCUGCGGAUGAAAUGGAACGGACUAAGAUCGCUGCCCGAAGUACCAUUUCGCGGGUUAUCGAAUGUCACCUACCUAGGCAUCGGCGACAACGAACUCGAAGAGAUCCCAAAGCACGUCUUGAGCCACAUGCCCAGCCUGCGAACACUGGACAUAGGACGCGGCAAUGUACGGGCGGUGCAACAGGACGACUUUAAGGGCAUCCAGGAGGUGACGAACCUAAUUCUACCGAGUAACAACAUAACUCGCCUGGACAAAGGAUCUUUUCCGCGGAGCCUUCUGAUAUUGCAUUUGGGACGAAAUCGUUUAGAGACGCUGAAUGGAACUCUGCUGGAUCUGGACAAGCUUCAGUCGCUUUUCAUCAAUGCCAACAAUAUCAGCACCCUGGAUAAUGAGCUGCCGGAUGGGAGCAAGCUGCGCCUGCUCAUGGCCCACAAUAAUCGGCUAGAGAGAUUGCCGGCCAACAUGGCGGAAAUGGACCAAUUGGAGACGGUGCACAUCCAAUCCAACCGACUGCGCUCUUUGGAUCGUGUCUUCCGGAAUGCUGUUAAUCUGUCGGAGUUCCUGGCCGAAAACAACGAGCUAGAAUACUUGGCCCAGGAUGAGUUUUCCUCCUGCUACCAAAUCGACAACCUCCUAAUGGGCUGCAACCACAUCCGAUCCCUGAACUACUCGCUUCUACCCAUUCUCAAGCUGAAGAAUGCCAACUUCUCGUUUAACGACAUGGAGGAGUUCUCCAUGGCCGAGAUACACGGUCUGCGAUCCCUCAAGUUCCUGGUUCUGUCCAACAACCGUAUCCAACGCCUUCUGCCCGAUCCGCGGGGUAUACAGAAGAUGUUGCUCGUGGAAUUUCAUCUCGACCAGAACAGGAUAGAGGCUCUAAACGGCGCCUUGGCAGGAUUAGGGAAUCUAAGGAUUCUAAACCUAGCCAGAAAUCGAUUGGAACACCUUCAGGAGGGCGACUUUGAUGGUCUUCAACGUCUGGAGAUCCUUGACCUCACAGGAAAUCAGUUGGUAGAUCUGAAACCUAUGGAAACGACAAUUUUGCCCAAUCUAAAGAUCCUUAAUGUGGCAUUCAACAACAUUACCAAGCUGGAGCAGGACUUCAAGGGUCUACCCGUACUGUGCCAGGCCAACUUGACCAACAACCAGAUAUCCUCCAUCUCGAGCGAUCUCGUCACAAAUACACGCUGCAGGAACCACAAUGUGCCCGGAAAACUGGAAAUAAAUCUAGAUGAUAAUCCCAUUAUGUGCGACGUGAGAUUGAACGAACUGUGCCGACUAAUGACCGUCCAGGAGGCUCGCAUCCGAGGACGAUCCCAGUGCUUCGAAAACGACCAGGAAGUUUGCACUGUACUCCCAAUGCUCUACAAGGUAGACCUGCCGAUUGUGGUUGCCAAUCUGAAGAUAGGCGGCAGGGAGGACGCCAAGCCGGUGGUGCAGAUGCUGGUGCCAUCGUUGAUGAAGGGCAACGAGGAACUAUUUCCUCCGAUCAUCGCCACUCUGGGUCAGCCGCUCAUUAAUCCUGUUAUCAUUGGAUCCGCAAUAGUGCCGUCUUUGACGCCCCCAAUACCUCUGCUCACCACCACUCCGCCAGCUCCUGUUGUAACCACCACCGAGAAGGAAGUCAGGGUAGAAGAAUCCCCGACCGUAAGUCCUGUUGCGAGCAACACCACCACGACGACGACAACGACAACUACACCCAGUGCUCAAGUGGCGCCCACCGAGAUCAUAACCACCACUGCGCCCACUACAACAACCACCACUACGACAACACCCAACCCGAAUGAAACGUUGCCCGUGAUUGUGGAGAUUCAGGAGUCCGAGGCCCACAAUGCCAACCCAAUAAAUAACACAGAAAAUGUCGAAGCUGGUCCUGAUGCUAAAGCAGAGGAGGAUCUAGCAGUAGUGGUGCCUCCUCUGACAGUUGGAGAUCCAAUCCAGGACGACAGGGAGAAGGAGCGGCAGCGGGAAAAUGAAAGUGAGGACCAGCUGAAGCACGAUCUCGACCAGGAGUCGGUGGCCAAAACCGAGUACGAGACGGUCGAGUUUAUACCCAAUCUGGUGCAGCCGCCGGGCAAGGCGAAUGCCCUCGAGGAGGACUCCGAUGCGCAGUCCAACUCCGUGCACGCGGAAUAUCCGCAUGCGGCGCAGAGCCUCCAGAUCCCCGAGGAGCCGCCGGAGGAGUGAGCUUCCGGUUCCGCCGGGGAGUCCGCCCUCCCCAGAAAAUAUUAUUUUACUGUAAAUCGCAGAGAUGGAGUCGAAGGAAUCGAAAAGGAAGCAGCAUGCAGAACGAGAUUCGGAUUUUUACACGGAAAAGAAAUCAAUAACAUUCGGAUUAAAAGCAGGAUAACAAGGGACAUUUUUAUUUUAUGUGAUUUAGGAAAGCUUUACGAGAUUGUAUAAAGCCUUCGUUAAAUUCUUUAAAAGGUAUUUUAUCCAAGUAUAUAGCGGCGAUGUCAAAUCGACACAAACAUUACCUUAACUGUCCUGUUUUUAAUCCAAAUGCGUUUAAUUUUUAUUCAGUGUAAGCCUUAAGUUAACUUAGUUUUUAUGUUUUAUUUAAGCCAAUUGCUAAAUCAAACAGUUUGUCGGACGGUUUUUGUUGAGUUUUUUUUCUGCGAAACAGGGACGACGAGGAAGGAUCGAGGAGGAGGAUGACCCAGGUCCAGGUCCAAAGGGAACCGACCGUCUUAUGAUUUAAGUUUAUUUGUUGGGGGCUCAAUUACGUGAAUGUGUUGGCAUAAAAAUGUGUGUUUCGGAUUUCACUUUACCUUCUCUAAAAUAAACUAAAGUUCUUAUGGAACGAUAAAUUAAAUUUAUUCAUUUUUUUUAUUCUACUUCUAUUCAAAAUCCAGUGAAGUGAAAUCCGGAACUAGAGUGAUGACAUUAGAUGGAAAGCAGCGCCGGUGGCGAUAUCAGAUAUGCAAAGUGCAACUGCAUAUAUACUAUAUAUCUAUAUUUAAUAACUGUAUACACGUUUGUACGUUGAAUAUCUAAAAGUAGGUACUUAGAGUUUAACGACAAAACAAUAAAUCGCAUCGAGCAAAUGUUAAUGACGAAAUGCAAAAUAACACUCGCACUGACAUAAAAACACACAUCCACAAACUAAAUAAACGAGAAAAUUCGAAAAAAAUAUUAAGAUUGUUAUCGUUGGUUAACAAAUGAGAAAAUAGAUAUUAGCUUGUAAUUAUGUGCAAAUGCAAAUGGUAUUCUAAAUAAAAACGUAAAUAAAAAUGGAA
This is a messenger RNA of Drosophila bipectinata, 4331 nucleotides long. RefSeq names its product larval translucida (gene ltl). Gene Ontology annotation, molecular function: protein binding. NCBI's taxonomy places the organism in Eukaryota, Metazoa, Arthropoda, Insecta, Diptera, Drosophilidae. Gene Ontology annotation, cellular component: extracellular matrix. The record is from RefSeq and is a predicted model, not a curated record.